This is a messenger RNA of Serinus canaria (Common canary), 7225 nucleotides long. It is a transcript of the gene RFX5, whose product is annotated as regulatory factor X5. The record is from RefSeq and is a predicted model, not a curated record. Gene Ontology annotation, biological process: regulation of transcription by RNA polymerase II. NCBI's taxonomy places the organism in Eukaryota, Metazoa, Chordata, Aves, Passeriformes, Fringillidae. Gene Ontology annotation, molecular function: RNA polymerase II cis-regulatory region sequence-specific DNA binding; DNA-binding transcription factor activity, RNA polymerase II-specific. The transcript is spliced from 10 exons. The coding region runs from base 238 to 7197 and encodes 2319 amino acids.
GCUCACCCCCACUGAGGGGGGCGGGCUCAGCCAAUCACAGCCGCAUGCGCUACCGUAUCCGGGCAGACCAACGGCGCCUCAGCCAAUCAGAAAAAAGAAGGGGCCGCGCGCGGAGAGCGAGGGGCGCGUCCACUUUCGGUUCGCGCGGGGGGCGCGGGGCACGUGGCGGGACCCCUCCCCUCCCCCUCCCCUCCCGGGGCCCCCCGAUCCGGACGGGACCAGCAGGACACGGCUGCCAUGGCUGACGAGGAGCUGGGGACCAGAGCUACCAGGAAGGGCACUCUGUCAGCCCGGGGCGGUGCCACCGAGUCCAGCACUCUGCUCCAGGAGCUCCGGGGCAACAUCUCCAAAUCCGUGCAGAGCAAGGUGGACUCCAUCCUGCAGGACGUGCAGAAGUUCUCGGACAGCGACAAACUCUACCUGUACCUGCAGCUGCCCUCGGGGCCCAGCCUGGGCGAGAAGAGCAGCAGCUCCUCUCUGGAGCUGAGCGCGCUGGGCACGGCCGAGCACAUGCACGCCUGCAGCUGGAUCCGCAACCACCUGGAGGAGCACACGGACACCUGCCUGCCCAAGCAGGACGUCUACGACGCCUACAAGCGCUACUGUGACAACCUGGGCUCCCGCCCGCUGAGCACGGCCAACUUCGGCAAGAUCAUCCGCGAGAUCUUCCCAAACAUCAAAGCCCGGCGCCUGGGGGGCCGUGGGCAAUCCAAGUACUGCUAUGGUGGGAUCCGGAGGAAGACCAUGGUCAGCCUUCCUCCACUGCCCAGCCUGGAUCUCAAAGUGACCGAGACGCAGGCGGAGCUGGCCGAGCUGGCGCAGUCCUACAGCAGCGAGGUGACCGAGGCCGCGUGUGCCCUGACGUGCGACUGGGCCGAGAAGAUCCUGCGGCGCUCCUUCAACAACAUCGUGGAGGUGGCGCAGUUCCUGCUGCAGCAGCACAUCAUCAGCCCCCGCUCGGCCCACGCCGACCUGCUCAUGGCCAUGGUGCUCUCAGAAAACACGGACAAGCCCCCGCAGGACCCCCGGCCACCCGCAGCCCCCAAAAAGAACGGCCUGGACGCCCCGGACAGCAGCCAGGAGCAGGCCAAGAAGGACGCUGUCGCCAAGGGCCCCGCGCAGCCGCGGCCGGAGAAGAAGAAGCCCCCGGAGCCGGCUCGGGCGGCCAGCAGCCCGCAGGUGAACGCGCUGGUGGCGCGGCUGCCGCUGCUGCUGCCCCGCAUCCCGCCCCCGGAGCGGCCCCCGGGCCCCGGCGCGGCCCCCGCGCCGCCCGUGCUGGUGCCGCGGCUGGGCGGCACCGUGAAGGUGGCACUGCCGCUGCCCGUGGGCGCCGCGCUGGCCCCGCCCGCCGCCAUCCCCGUGCUCAACGUGCUGCUGCCCGGCGUGGGGGUCCCCGCGGCAGAGACCCCCGGCGGCGGCGCCCGCGCGGGAGGGGACAGCGAGGGACAGCGCGGCAGGGCCACCAAGCGCGCCCUGGAGGGAGCGGGGGACGGCGGCGCGCACAAGAGGAGGCGCGGGAGGCCCCGCAAGAGGCCCGGGGACGCGGCCGUGUCACCCGAGGACGCGGAGGUCCCCAGGGGGGAGGAGGGCGGGGACUCGCCCCCGUUGGCGUCACCCGGGGCUGGCAGUGCCACCGUGCCCGCUGGGGACAGGGGGGUCGCUGGUGACGCUGCUGAGGAUGGUGGGGACAGCAUGGAGGUUGACAGUGACACAGUGACUGGUGGGGACAGCCCGGUCAGUGGCAGUGCCAGCGUCCCCCUUAGUGACAGCUCGGUCAGUGGCACUGCUACUGUCCCCCUUGGGGACAAUGGCACUGCCAGCGUCCCCCUUAGUGACAGCUCGGUCAGUGGCACUGCUACUGUCCCCCUUGGGGACAGCCCAGUCAAUGGCAGUGCCAGCAUCCCCCUUAGUGACAGCUCGGUCAGUGGCAGUGCCAGCAUCCCCCUUAGUGACAGCUCGGUCAGUGGCAGUGCCAGUGUCCCCCUUAGUGACAGCUUGGUCAGUGGCACUGCUACUGUCCCCCUUGAGGACAAUGGCAGUGCCAGCAUCCCCCUUGGGGACAGUGGCAGUGCCACUGUACCACUUAGUGACAGCUUAGUCAAUGGCACUGCCACCAUCCCCCUUAGUGACAGCUCAGUCAGUGUCAGUGCCACCGUCCCCCUUAGUGACAGCUCAGUCACUGUCAGUGCCACUGUCCCCCUUAGUGACAGCUUGGUCAAUGGCACUGCCACCAUCCCCCCUAGGGACAGCCCGGUCAGUGUCAGUGCCACUGUCCCCCUUGGGGACAGCUCUGUUAGUGGCAGUGCCACCAGCCCCCUUGGGGACAGCCCAGUCAGUGGCAGUGCCAGCUUCCCCAGUGGUGGCUCUCCUGGUGGUGGCAGUGCCACCGUCCCUGUCAGCGACAAGCCAGUCCCUGGCAGUGCCACUGUCCCUGUCAAGGACAGCUCACCCAUGGCGAGUGACACUGGGGACAGGCCAGUCACUGGCAGUGCCACCAGCCCUGCCAGGGACAGGCCAGUCAGGGUCAGUGACACUGGGGACAGGCCUGUCACUGCCAGUGCCAGCACCGAGGACAGGCCAGUCACUGGCAGUGCCACUGUCCCUAUCAGGGACAGCCCAGCCAGGGUCAGUGAUACUGGGGACAGCCCAUCCCAGGGCAGUGCCACCACUGAGGACAGGCCAGUCACUGGCAGUGCCACUGUCCCUAUCAAGGACAGCCCAGCUGGUGGCAGUGCCAUUGCACCAGUCAAGGACAGCCCAUCCCAGGGCAGUGCCACCAGCCCUGCCAGGGACAGCCCAGCCAGGGUCAGUGACAUUGGGGACAGGCCGGUCACCGCCAGUGCCACCACUGAGGACAGCCCAGCCAGGGUCAGUGACUCUGGGGACAGGCCAGUCACUGGCAAUGCCACCAGCCCUGCCAGGGACAGCCCAGCCAGGGUCAGUGACACUGGGGACAGGCCGGUCACUGGCACUGCCACCAUGGAAGACAGGCCUGUCCCCAGCAGUGCCACCGUCCCUGUCAGGGACAGCCCGUCCAUUGCCAGUGGCACUGCUGGGGACAGGCCAGUCACCAGGAGUGCCACCAUUCCCAGCAGGGACAGCCCAGCUAGUGGCAGUGCCACUGUCCCUGUCAAAGCCACUCCAUCCAGGGGCAGUGCCACCACAGGGGACAGGCCAGUCAGUGUCAGUGACAGUGCCACCGGCCCUGUCAGGGACAAGCUGGUCCCUGGCAGUGCCACUGUGCCCUGUAAGGACAGCCCCUCCAGGGACAGUGGCACUGGGGACAGGCCGGUUACUCGGGGAAGUGCCACUGUCCCCACAGCUGGUGGCAGUGCCACCGUCCCUGUCAAGGAAGGUUCAUCUAGGGGCAGUGCCACCACUGGGGACAGCCUGGCUGGUGGCAGUGGCACUGUCCCUGUCCAGGACAGCUCACCCUGGGCCGGUGCCACCACAGGGGACAGGCCGGUCACCAGGAGUGCCACUGUGCCUGUCAGGGACAGCCCAGCUGGUGGCAGUGCCACUGCACCAGUCAAGGACAAUCGGGCCAGGGGCAGUGCCACCACUGGGGACAGCUCAUCCCGGGGCAGUGCCACCGUCCCUGUCAGGGACAGCUCACCCAGGGGCAGUGCCACCACUGGGGACAGGCCUGUCACCAGGAGUGCCACCAUUCCCAGCAGGGACAGCCCAGCUGGUGGCAGUGCCACUGUCCCUGUCAAGGCCACUCCAUCCAGGGGCAGUGCCACCACGGGGGACAGGCCAGUCAGUGGUGACACUGUCCCUGUCAGGGACAGCUCAUCCCGGGGCAGUGCCACUGUCCCCAGGCAGGACAGCUCACCCAGGGCCAGUGGCAUUGCUGGGGACAGGCCGGUCACCAGGAGUGCCACUGUGCCUGUCAGGGACCGCUCACCUAGGGCCAGUGCCACUGGGGACAGGCCAGCCAGUGGCAGUGCCACCCUCCCUGUCAGGGACAGCCCAUCCAGGGCCAGUGGCACUGCUGGAGACAGGCCGGUCACCAGGAGUGCCACCAUUCCCAGCAGGGACAGCCCAGCUAGUGGCAGUGCCACUGUCCCUGUCAAGGACAAGCCUGUCACUGGCAGUGCCACCAUCCCUGUCAGGGACAGCUCAUCCCGGGGCAGUGCCACUGUCCCCAGGCAGGACAGCUCACCCAGGGCCAGUGGCACUGCUGGGGACAGGCCGGUCACCAGGAGUGCCACUGUCCCUGUCAGGGACAGCCCAGCUGGUGGCAGUGUCCCUGUCAAGGCCACUCCAUCCCGGGGCAGUGCCACCACUGGGGACAGGCCAGUCAGUGGCAGUGCCACUGUCCCUGUCAGGGACAAGCCGGUCCCUGGCAGUGCCACUGUCCCUAGGAGGGACAGCUCACCCAGGGCCGCUGGGUCUGGGGACAAACCGGUGGCUGGCAGUGGCACCGUCCCCAUCAGGGACAGCUCCUCCAGGAGCAGUGCCACCACUGGGGACAGGCUGAGCAGGGGCAGUGUCCCCGUCAGGGACAGGUCACCCAGAGACAGUGGCAGCGGGGACAGGCCAGGCAGGGGCAGUGCCACCAUCCCCAUCAGGGACAGGUCACCCAGAGACAGUGGCAGUGGGGACAGGCCAGGCAGGGGCAGUGCCACCACUGGGGACAGGCCAGGCAGGAGCAGUGCCACUGUCCCUGUCAGGGACAGGCCAGGCAGGGGCAGUGGCGGUGUCCCCGUCAGGGACAGGUCACCCAGAGAUAGUGGCACUGGGGACAGGCCAGGCAGGGGCAGUGCCACCAUCCCUGUUGAGGACAGACCAGGCAAGGGCAGUGCCACCAUCGGGGACAGGAUGGUCAGGGGCAGUGCCACUGUCCCCAUCAGGGACAGCUCAGACGGUGGCAGUGCCACCAUCCCUGUUAAGGACAGGUCAGCUAGAGCCAGUGGCAGCACAGGGGACAGGUCGGUCAGGGGCACUGCAGGGGACAGGCCAGUCCCUGGCAGUGCCACCACUGGGGACAGGCUGGUCAGGGGCGGUGCCACCAUCCCAGUUAAGGACAGCUCAUCCAGGACCAGUGACACUGGGGACAGGCCAGCUAGUGGCAGGGCCAUCAUCCCUGUCAGGGACAACGCAGCCAGGGGCAGUGCCACCCCUGGGGACAGCUCAGUCCUUGGCAGUGCCACCCCUGGGGACAGGCUGGGCAGGGCCAGUGCCACUGUCCCCAUCAGAGGCAGCACAGCCAGGGGCAGUGUCACCCCUGGGGACAGAUUGGUCAAGGGCAGUGCCACCAUCCCUGUCAGGGACAAGCCGGUGUCUGGCAGUGCCACCAUCGCUGUCAGGGACAGCUCACCCAGGGCCACUGCUGUUGGGGACAGGCCAGUGAGGAGCAGUGCCACCACUGGGGACAGGCCAGUGAGGAGCAGUGCCACCACUGGGGACAGGCUGGGCAGUGGCAGUGCCACCACUAGGGACAGGCCAGUGAGGAGCAGUGCCACCACUGGGGACAGGCUGGGCAGGGACAGUGCCACCACUAGGGACAGGCUGGGCAGUGGCAGUGCCACCACUGGGGACAGGCCAGUGAGGAGCAGUGCCACCAUCCCCGUCAGGGACAGGUCACCCAGAGACAGUGGCAGUGGGGACAGGCCAGGCAGGGGCAGUGCCACUGUCCCCAUCAGGGACAGGUCAUCCAGGGACAAUGGCAGCGGGGACAGGCCAGGCAGGGGCAGUGCCACCGCUGGGGACAGGCCGGUCACUGGCAGUGGCGGUGUCCCCAUCAGGGACAGGUCACCCAGGGCCAGUGGCAGUGGGGUCAGGCUGGUCAGGGACAGUGCCACCAUGCCCAUCAGGGACAGGUCACCCCGGGCCCCUGACACUGGGGACAGGCCAGGCAGGAGCAGUGCCACUGUCCCUGCCAGGGACAGCCCGGCUGGGGGCAGUGGCACGGUCAGGGACGUGCCAGUCUCUGGCAGUGCCACUGUCCCCGUCAGGGACAGGGACAGCCCGUCCAGGGGCACUGCCACUGUCCCCAUUGAGGGCAGGCUGGUCACUGGCACUGCCACCGUCCCCGCUGAGGACAGGCCGGUCAGUGCUGGUGGCACUGCUGGGGACAGGCUGGUCACUGACAGUGGCACCUCCCCUGGCAGGGACUGUCCCUCCAGGGACAGUGGCACUCCUGGGGACAGGCCGGUCCCUGGCAGUGCCACUGUCCCUGUCAGGGACAGCCUAUCCAGGGGCACUGCCACCAUCGUGGACACGCCCGUCACCGGCAGUGCCACCGUCCCUGUGGGUGACAGCCCCUUCUGGGCCCAUGGCACCGCUGGGGACAGUGCGGGGGCUGGCAGUGCCACCCUCCCCGUCAGGGACUGCCCGUCCCGGGGCACGGCCACCAUCGUGGAUGCGCUGGUCACCCUGAGUGGCACUGUCAUGGACAGGAGGAUCCUGGGCAGUGUCACCGUCCCCGUCAGGGCCAGCCUGUCCAGGGGCACUGCCACCAUCGUGGACACGCCCGUCUUUGUCAGUGCCACCGUCCUCGUUGGGGACUCCAUCCCCAGGGUCACAGCCACCAUCGUGGAGUCCAGGGUGCCCGGCCAUGCCGUCCUCCCCCUCGGGGACACGCUGGCCUGUGGCAGUGCCACUGUCCCCAUCAGAGAGGGCCCAUCCAGGGACAGUGCCACCAUCCCUGACAAGGACGGGCCAGGCAGGGACGGUGCCACCGUCCCCAUCAGGGAGUGCUCGUCCAGGGACAGUGCCACUGUCCCCAUCAGAGAGGGCCCAUCCAGGGACAGUGCCACUGUCCCUGAGAGGGACGGGCCAGGCAGGCAUGGUGCCACCAGCCCUGUUGGGGCCGGGUCACUGGGUGGCAGUGCCACCAUCCCUGUCAGGGAGUGCCCGUCCAGAGGCAGUGCCACCCUUGGCGACAGGCACGUCACUGGCAGUCCCCCCAUCACGGACACACCGGUCAGUGGCAGUGCCACCAUCCCUGUCAGGGACUGCCCGUCCAGGGGCAGUGGCAGCCUUGGGGACAGGCCCGUCCCUCCCGUCCGCGUCAGUGUCAUCAGGGAUGGCAGGACGGGCACCAGGGUGGCACCGGAGGCCCUGGCACAGCGGGGCCACAGCCGGGCCGGGUCCCCCCCGGGGGACACGCAGGGACAGCCCUGCUCGGGGCACCGCGAGGGACACACGAGGGAGGGCACAGGGAUGGGGUCCCCUGCGUCACACCAGUAAAAACCAGUAAAAACCAGUUACUGCCGUG